Pundamilia nyererei is the source of this 789-nucleotide messenger RNA. It is a transcript of the gene mob4, whose product is annotated as MOB family member 4, phocein. The record is from RefSeq and is a predicted model, not a curated record. NCBI's taxonomy places the organism in Eukaryota, Metazoa, Chordata, Actinopteri, Cichliformes, Cichlidae. The coding region runs from base 70 to 684 and encodes 204 amino acids. The transcript has 8 exons.
CUUUGUGUUACCGUAUCCGCUCAGCAGCUACAACACCGCGGCUGACGAACAUCCGGGUAUUCUGUCGAGAUGGUCAUGGCGGAGGGUACUGCAGUUCUCAGGAGGAAUCGGCCUGGAACCAAGGCGAAGGAUUUCUACAACUGGCCGGAUGAAUCAUUUGAGGAGAUGGACAGCACCCUGGCUGUCCAACAGUAUAUUCAGCAGAACAUCCGAUCAGACUGCUCCAAUAUCGACAAAAUCCUGGAACCUCCUGAGGGUCAGGAUGAGGGCGUGUGGAAGUAUGAGCACCUCAGGCAGUUCUGCCUGGAGCUGAACGGGCUAGCUGUGAAACUGCAGAGUGAGUGCCAUCCAGACACCUGCACCCAGAUGACAGCCACGGAGCAGUGGAUCUUUUUAUGUGCUGCCCACAAGACACCCAAAGAAUGCCCUGCCAUCGAUUACACCAGGCACACGCUGGACGGAGCUGCCUGCCUUCUUAAUAGCAACAAAUACUUCCCCAGCAGGGUGAGCAUCAAGGAGUCAUCAGUGGCCAAGCUGGGCUCUGUUUGUCGUCGCAUCUAUAGGAUAUUCUCUCAUGCUUACUUCCAUCAUCGCCAGAUAUUUGACAAGUAUGAGUUCUCCUCCUACUUCAUCUGCCUGACCCACCACUACUGUGUCCUCCCUUAUUUCCACCUUAUCUCCUGAACUCAAGUCACGGCUCCAACAUAAGAAAAUGUACAUAAACAUGCCUAUUUAUUACAAUAUUGUUACAGUUUUUGUCAGAAGAUGAAACAUGAGACCCUGCUGUAG